This is a messenger RNA of Paramecium primaurelia, 1097 nucleotides long. NCBI's taxonomy places the organism in Eukaryota, Ciliophora, Oligohymenophorea, Peniculida, Parameciidae. The record is from the annotation of a GenBank genome assembly.
AUGAUAGGCAUUCUGGUUGUAUUGAUAGAAUAUAAAUUUUAACAUAAGAGUAAGAUAGAAUAAGUGAAGCAUUAUGAGAAACUAACUAAUAAGGCUUUAAUUUAUAACAACAAAUAUGGAAACUAAAAGUCAUUUAGGUAAAUAUUAAAUUAUCAUCUAAAGCCAUCCUCUAAUGAUGAUUUAUUUAAAAAAAUCUAAUUUGGAUGAUAAAAGCUGGAUUAAUUUAAAUAGAAAAAAAGAAGAAAAACUAAAUUAAAUGGAAAAUGAACUUAAUAUAUUACAGAAAGACCUAUAGGAUGAAAGGAUAUAAAAAUUAGACUAAGUCAAUCUCUAUCAAUAAUAAUUAGAAGAAGUUGUGAGAUUGUAAAAAAAUGACCUAGAAACAUUUAGCUAGUAAACAAAUCAAUUUUAUCUUCAAUUUGAAGAUUUAUAAAAUGAAAAUUAGGAUUUAAAAUCUAAAAUUAAUACUUUUUAAAUUACAAUUCUCUAACAAAAACAACAGAUUGCACUUCUUGAAGAUUAAUUAAAUUAAUUAUAGUCAUACUAACUUUCUCUCAGAUUCCUCCUUCUUAUUAGUUACCUUAAAUUUAAUAUCAAUAAUCAAAACCCUAAUCUUCUAAUUAUCAAAAAGUAAUAAGAUUUCAAGUAGAAAACAAGGAAACUAAUAAACCAACAGAAGUAAAACGCAAGUGAUUCAAACUCUUAAUGGUACAACUGAUGAUUAUGAAUACUCAUCAAUUUAAGACCCAAAUAACCCCAGAAAAUCAUUAGCUUCAAGAUUAGAUUAAGUAAAUAUUCAACCAUCCUCAAACAUUGAUACUAGAAAUUCCAAACUUCAAAAUAAUAUUUCAUAAUCCUCAUUUUAAAGAGGCUAAACGUAUAUUUCUGAUUAAUAUAAAAAAGACUUUAUUGAUUUGAAGCAUAAAUUGAGAAUAACCUGUAACAGAGUACAAAUCAACUGUUUCAACAAGUAAUAAAUAUUCUAAUUAUUGAGGUAUUAUUAUUUUCAUUACAGUAUUUUUAUUUUUUUAUAUAAAUCAAUUCAUUUUUAGUAAAGAGAGCCAGAUAUUUACCCUAGAUUUUUUUUUAGCAUCUGA